AUGAGGCAGUCGGAUGAUGUUGAUUUAACAGUUGGUGAGUCGACUUUAAUUUCGACGGGCUCCUUGGACGGAAUAAGCGGCGACGGCGAAGCAGGAAGUCUGUUAAUCUCCUCGUCUUCUCCCAGCGAUUUGUGGGUGGGACUGACUAUAGCGGUGGAACAUGACAGGGGCAGGACUGACUGUAGAGGCGGAGCAAGGCAGUGGUGGGAAUGGCUGGAUGGCGGUCGGCGAGCGGCUGGUAGAGUUUUGACUGGCAGGCAUAUUGGUUGGGACACUGCCGGAGCGACGCACAACCACCACCUGAGUGUCCCGCCGCCUCUCAUAGACACCAGCCAUCAGCCACCACCAUUGAGAACCGCUGUCAAAUACCGUCGGCCACCUCAGCGACCACCCGCCAUGGCAGUUGUUUCAUAUCCCACCGCCGAAAGCAUCACGGAUUUGGCCGCCUCCGCCACCGCCACAUCGCUGUGUUUGAUUUCAGAGUUCUGCCACCGCGCCAUCGCCGGAUCUGGUCCUCUUCGUCGAGUUCGUGGAGCUCCAGGUUGCAGGGGCGAAGCGAUGAUGAUGAUGUGGCGAAGACGAGCUGCUAAACGGUGGUCAACGGCGAGAUUGACGGGGUCGAGAGCUGCCAGCUCGAUUGGCCGGUGGACGUGGCUGAAUGAGGCGGUGUCGGGAAUAGACGCCGUGAAUUCCGUCGUUGAGCUCGUUGGAGAAUCUCAAGACCAUCUCAACGGCACCCGACUGAAUAGAGGCAAAAUGUCGGAGAAUCGUGAUGAUUCCGGCGGCAACUGA
Striga asiatica is the source of this 792-nucleotide messenger RNA. Lineage: Eukaryota; Viridiplantae; Streptophyta; Magnoliopsida; Lamiales; Orobanchaceae. The record is from the annotation of a GenBank genome assembly.